Molecule: messenger RNA, 3565 nt
Organism: Cryptomeria japonica (Japanese cedar)
Lineage: Eukaryota; Viridiplantae; Streptophyta; Pinopsida; Cupressales; Cupressaceae
Product: protein ANTI-SILENCING 1
Exons: 12
Coding region: 963-2984 (673 amino acids)
Molecular function (GO): RNA binding; chromatin binding
Source: RefSeq, a predicted model, not a curated record
UGAACAAAUCCCCUUUUUUGGUUUUUCUUUAGACUAGCUCACCGUGAGCUGUUAAUUGGAUAUGUUCAUCUCGGAUAAUCUUGGUUUUGUUUUAUAACUUCAUUGUGGAGUUUCUUUUCAUUUGACAUUUCCGUGAUCCUUUAACGUCAUAGGCUUUUGGUUGAUGACCAGCUGGGUAGGGCCAACUUUAUUGCGCUGAAUUCAGGAAGGAAAUAUUGAAAUUUUAUUGUUUUACUUUAUGCAACUACUGCUUGAUCUGGUAAUCUACUAAGUGUAGUCAGCAGAUCAUUGUGAUUGUCUUCCAUUUGCCUCCAAAUACAUCCGUUUUGGGUAAUUUAUUUGUGGCCUAGCUUUUUAAUCGAGAAUCUCAACAAGUUUAAGCUGCUGUUUGAGAAGCCUUAUUGGCAUUUGUGUAGACCUGCCAAUCUACACUUGAUAUGUGUAAGGCCUCUAGAUUUACUUUGUCAACCCUUGAAAAAGAUUGAUGGGAGUGACGGAGGAAUUAUUUAUACAUCGGGAAAGUUCACACGGUGGAUGUGGUGCUAUCUUAUGUAUGUUGUUUCAUUAGCAACAAGUGAGAUGCUUUUGGUAAGGGAGCCAAUGACAACAUACAAUUUAAAGUAGAGGGCAGAGGCAUUGAUCAACUUGUAAGGCAUACAACAAUACAAAGACUUUGUUGUAAAUUUACAAGUCUACUAACUAGGAAUGUAACACCAUUCGUGAGCAGCUACUAAGAUGAAGUUCUGCGAGGGAUGGUGAUAUGAUGUGUGAGAGACCAUGCAAAUGUUUGACAUUCUAGCCUUCUGCAAUCAGCAAUUGGGAGAAAUUGUUAGCAUGAUAGUGUUGGAGGUUGAAGAAUGGUCCAGCCAUUUCAGCGGGCGGUUAAGCACCAUGUGUAUUAAAGAUUGAAGACCUUUUUGGAUUAGGGUGUUUGGCUGCAAAUAAAGAGGAAGCUACCAAAUAUGGCUCCUCCUGAAGAAGGGCCAGAGAAUACGAUAAUUGAUGAAGUGGCAAAUGUUGAAUUUCGUUGGGGGGUGAAACGUGGAAAGGGAUUAAAAGGAAAGGAUAUUCAGUUUUAUGAUUCCUUCACCUACGAUGGCGUGGAAUAUUCUUGUUACGACUGUGUUUAUGUUCACAAGGAAGGUGAGCCUGAACCAUACAUUGGGAAAAUUAUGAAAAUCUGGGAUGAUCGUAAAUUGAAAAAGAAAAGGAUUAAGGUGUGGUGGUUCUUUCGCCCUAUUGAGAUACGGAACUUCUACGAAGGUGACUGUAGCCCAGCUAAUAGGGAGCUUUUUCUGGCAUCUGGAGAAGGACAAGGUCUUUUUAAUGUGAAUUUGCUGGAGGUGAUUGUUGGGAAGUGCAAAGUACUUUGCACAUCCACAGAUCCACGAAAUCCACAACCUUCAGAAGAAGACUUGAAUAAUGCAGAUUAUUUUUUUAAUCGGACAUUUGAUUGUGGCAAACGCAUAGUUUCAGAAAGCUUUGAGGGCCUUGAAGCUGAGGCCUUUCUUAACAAACAGGCUUGGGUUAGUAAGUCUGUUCGAUCACUGGAUCAACAAGCAAAUGGAGCUAAUGAAAACCAGGCAAAUAAAUCUAUGGCAAAUGGAUCUCUGUUUGCAAGGAAGGAAGGAACUGAACUGGGAAUUUCAGAGGGACUAACUAAGAGUAAGGUAGACACAAGUACAAAGGAGGAGGAACCAAAGAAGGAUAAAGCAUCACAGAAAAAACUAGACGAUAUUGAAAUCAAAAAGGAAGAAAUGGAAGUAAGUAUGACAGUAAAGGGCGAGGGGAAAGGAAAUGAAACUCCUAAGGAGGAAUUUAAGAUAAUUGAGACUAUAAAGGAAGAAAUGAAAGGGAAUGGAAUUCCUGAUGAGGAGCUAAGAAAAGGUGAGAUUACAAAGGAAGAAACAAAAAAGAACAAGACUGGAAAAGAGGAAAUCGAAAAGAAUGAGAAUUCAAAUGAUGAACGGAAAAAGUCGGAGACUGCAACUAAGGGACUGACAAAAGCUGAAUUAGAAAUACCAUCAAAGGGUAUUGGUAAAAUAGAUAGUCCAAAACAAUCUCCAUGGUUGGAAGUAAGAUCCAAUGAUAAAAAAAGCAGUAAAAAUGAGCCAUUUAAAGAUGAAAAAGAGCCGCUCAAGCGGGCAAGAGCAAUAGUGCACUCUGAUGACGAGGCAGAUGAAAUGGGUGGUUCAGCAAAUGCAAACAGGAAAAAAACAGAUUCUAAGAAAGAAGUUUCAGCACCUGAAAAUAGAGUUGUCAAGAAGGCCAAGCUGAGUGACAACUUUAAUAAAACCUCCGAAGAAGUGGCAAAGAUGACAUCUCAUCCAAAGGAGCUAAUCAAGGAAAAAAAGCUUGGUCGUGAAAUAAUUGAGAUUACAAAGAGACCGGAAGUGGAAAGUAACAAAUGGUUCAAAGGGCUUCCCUGGGAUGAGCGCCUUAAGAAAGGUUAUGAGCAGAGAGCAGUGAUCCGAGUACAAAACUUUGAUCCAUCAUACACAUCGGCAGAAAUAGAUGACAUUAUGUGGCAUAUGGUUGGGGAGCGAUGUACUGCACGAGUCAUGCCCCAAACGAUGUUUUCCAACCCAAACAGUGGUGAUGCACUGGUUGUUUUCAGAACAAAAGAAGGAGCAGAAAUGGCUCUAAAGAAAUUGAAUCAAGCAUGCCUAACUUUUUCAGAUGGAAGAUCCCUCAUCGCUACAAGAGCAACUCCUGUGAUGUCUGGAAAACAAAAAUUUGCUGGGCAUAUUAGUAUAGAGAAGCAUAAACUCCUAAUGCAAAGGGCACAUAAGUCUGAGGAUAUGAAAAAAGCAGUUUCAACAUCACAUUGUUCUCAACCAAAUACAAUUGAAUAUGAAAUGGCCAUGGAAUGGCGUCUUCUACAAGAAAAGUCUGAGCGUUGGUGGAAUGAGUUAUUUAAGCAAGAAGCAUCAGAGGUUGAUGAUGUCAAGCGCAAGAAUAUAAUUUCUAAAAAAAAGAACUAAGCCAGGCUGUAAUUACGAAAUUCUGUUUUACAGAGUAGUGCUGAUGUUACUGAAGAUACUGACCAGUGUGGUGUUUUGCCAUUCUUUCACAUAUAAUUGUGGCUGGUAGGUAUUGGUUUGUGCUACAAUUUCAGUGCAAAUAUUGACAGAUACGUCAAGGCUGAGUUAACAAGAGCUGCAUUACAGGUGAUAAGUUCAGAGAUCGGCACAUUUUAGUAUGGAGAUUUUUCUAUAGUACGUUGAUUGCGGAUGACAAAAGGAUAGAGGAGUUAAUUAGUGUCUGUGAGUGGGCGACAAUUGUUAUCGGCAUUGCUUACCUGAGAAACAACUUUCUUCGCAAGGUAAAUUGACAUGGUGGUUUCUAUGAUGUCUAACAUCAUAGCUAUUUCUAUGCCUGAUAGGACCAAUUCGAAGCUUUACCAUCUUAUACCUCUGAUGUAUGAUAUUUUUGCACAUUUCUCAUUACUUGCUCCCAAUGCAAAGUAUGUUGUCUUGGUUGUAUGGCUUACCCAUUGUACUCCAUGUGCCUAUGUACGAUAGCCAUGAUAAUAGAAAUAUAACAAUGCAAAAUUUCCUCUGAA